Arabis nemorensis is the source of this 474-nucleotide messenger RNA. Lineage: Eukaryota; Viridiplantae; Streptophyta; Magnoliopsida; Brassicales; Brassicaceae. The record is from the annotation of a GenBank genome assembly.
AUGUUUGUUCAAGCAGAUCCUUCAAAUUUCCGUAACAUCGUCCAAAAACUCACCGGAGCACCACCUGAUCUCUCUUCCUCCUCCUCCGCCGCACAACAGAAGCUUCCUUUAACUCCAAAGAAACAACCUUUCAAGCUCCACGAACGCCGUCAAUCGACCAAGAAAAUGGAGCUUAAGCUCAACAACAUCACAAACCCUAACGAAUCUUUCAGCCAUUUCCACCGAGGAUUCCUAGUCUCUCCGGUCUCUCACCUUGACCCAUUCUGGACGCGCGUGAGUCCACAUUCAGCGCGUGAAGAUCACCACGCGCCACCGGACAAGGAGGAGCAAAAAGCCAUAGCCGAAAAAGGCUUCUACUUCCUCCCGAGUCCGAGAAGUAACGCCGAGCCAGCACCGGAGCUUUUGCCUUUGUUUCCUCUUCGUUCACCAAACGGCACUAAUCUCCGGAUUGAAGAUGAUUAUCGUGACUCUUAA